AUGAUAAAUCUAGGCCUACAACGCAUCACAGCCCUCGUGCAACCGCUCUUCGCGGCUCACCCGGCGUCACUCCCUUGGAAAGCGAUCCACGUCGCCGGCACCAACGGCAAAGGCAGCGUUGCCGCUUUGUUGUCCACGUUCCUCUCUCGGUCGGGGUACUCGGUGGGCCGGUUCACCUCCCCUCACCUCAUCGACCGGUGGGACUGCAUCACCCUGGACCAGCGAGUGGUGGACCGCGAUUUGUUUUUGAACGUGGAAAGGGAGGUGCGCGCGAGGAGUCACACAGACCAGAUCGGAGCGUCCGACUUUGAGAUCCUCACGGCCACGGCGUUUGAACUGUUUACGCGCGGCGCCGUCGACGUGGCUGUCGUCGAGUGCGGGCUCGGCGGGCGACUCGACGCCACCAACGUCCUGAGGAACCAGGACGUGCUGAUCAGUGUCCUGGCCAAGGUCGGCCUGGACCAUACGGACCUUCUGGGGGACACGAUCGAAAAAAUCACCUGGGAGAAGGCGGGGAUUUUCAAGCCUGGCGGUGUCCCAGUGGUGGUCGACGCGAGUAAUGACGCCCAAGUCCUGCGGGUGGUGCGGGCGAGGUUGGAACAAUUGGGCACGACGCAAGGUGUGGCCGUACUCGAUGAGGCCCAUGUGGGCUUACUCUCGGGAGGGAUCGAAAAAAUGAACCAACUCCGUGGGAGGGCGUUGGCGAAGCAUCAGGAACAGAAUCUGACGACGGCUUGGACGGCAUAUACCCUUGCUGAGCGAAGGUUACGAGAAUUGAAACCUCUCACAAGAAAAGUGAGCGGUGUUAAUACUACGGGUCAACACGUCGGUGACAGUGGUGACUGGGUACAAAAUGUGAAACAGAGGGCAGAAGAAUUACCACAGUUGGUGACGACAGCUCACAAUUCAUUACGAGGACGUCUCGAAUGGCUCGAAAUCCCCGACCACUUGUUGGUCCAUGAUGAUGAAGAAACAUCGAACAAAAAGACGACCGCGAGCAAGAUGACAAGACAUCAGCACAACAUGGUCCUGAUCGACGGCGCUCACAACCCACAAUCCGUUCACGCUCUAGCGGCCUAUGUCGACGACACUGUUCGGCCGCGCAGCCCAAACCAAAAAAUGACUUGGGUCCUCGCGGCCAAGAGUGACAAGGACGUCGCGGCCAUCAUGUCAAUCUUGCUCAGGCCGGGAGACAACGUCGUGACUUGUUCCUUUGGGCCCGUCGACGGUAUGCCAUGGGUCAAGAGUAUGGCUUCCCGUGAUUUGCUCCAGGUCGCAAAACGGACAAUCUCCCACACACCAUCUGUCGCAGAAGCCGCACGGGAUGGCAACGUCAAGGAAGCUCUGGUCAGAGCACUAAAGAUUGCCGGCCACGAUGGUAGUACGGUUUGUGUCGCGGGGAGUUUGUACCUCGUGGGUGAUGUGUUACGGUUAGUUAGAGAUGGUUAAGGUACCAAAGUCACGG
Molecule: messenger RNA, 1465 nt
Organism: Exophiala oligosperma
Lineage: Eukaryota; Fungi; Ascomycota; Eurotiomycetes; Chaetothyriales; Herpotrichiellaceae
Exons: 1
Coding region: 1-1449 (482 amino acids)
Biological process (GO): folic acid-containing compound biosynthetic process
Cellular component (GO): cytosol; cytoplasm; mitochondrion
Molecular function (GO): tetrahydrofolylpolyglutamate synthase activity; dihydrofolate synthase activity; ATP binding
Source: RefSeq, a predicted model, not a curated record